Vitrella brassicaformis is the source of this 2461-nucleotide messenger RNA. The record is from the annotation of a GenBank genome assembly. NCBI's taxonomy places the organism in Eukaryota, Vitrellaceae.
GGCAGGACCUCUCUCUCCUCCUCUCGCCGGACGCACAUCCUUUGGCACUGGUAUUGUAUGAUGACUGCCAUCAGUAACCCGCCCUGGAUCUGCCAAGGCAAGAGAGUAGGGUGAUGGGAUUGCGACUAUCCGUUGCGGCUGCGGUAUGCUUCGUCGGCCUGCCCGCUGCCGUCUGGGGAGAUGAGCAUGCCGUCGUUGUCAGCGCCGAUGGAUCGGCGCCACCCGCGGCCACCGCAGCGACAGAUCACGACGCGCCACACAGACGGGUCAAUCAGCACAAACACGGGAAUAUGGAAAGCCACGCACGGCCUCAUUGUCUGUCUGUCGUGCCUGUCUGUGUGCGUCUGUUGGUAACAGAUCCGCGGCCAGUUGAGGUCGCCGCCGGCAACUCAUGCAGACCAUUCUUCUGGACAGUCAGCAGUUGAGGCUGCCGACUCAGUACACGACCCGUCUCUCCCUCAUCAGCGGACUCUGCAGAUCUCGAGACGGAGGCGCAGUCGUCGGAGGCUGGACGACGAUGAGGAUGAGGAUGAGGACGAGGACGACGACGACGACGACGACGAGGAGGACGAGGAUGAUGAUGAGGACAAUGGCUUUGGCGGCGGGUUUGAUGACGACGACGAUGAUGAUGUAAGCACACUGGCAUGGCAUGCAGACAGGCAUUCCGGCCGGCAAAUCGAACGAACGACCAUGCGUGUGUGUUGCGCUGGCUGGCUGCAGCCGUACGAGGAUGACGAUCUGGACAGGAGGCACGAAAGGCCAAGGCCAAGACCAAGACUGCCGUGACCCUCUCCAUUAUACACACUAGGGUAGAUGGAUGGAUGUACGUGUACCUUACCGGCAGCAAUCACUGCGUACCGACGACACACAACCAUACAAAUACAGGGAGGGAGGGACAGAAAGGCCGGGUGGGUGGGUGUGAUGGUGUGAGGGUAGGUAGGUAGGUAGGUAGGUUGGUAGAUGCAGGCAGGGCUUUUGUGUGUGCGUGUUGCCUGGUUGGUUGGUUGGUACGUGUGUGCGUAGGUAUUAGACAGACUCCGACUAGGAAGAUAUGACCCCGGUGCGCAGAGAAGGGUGCGCUGGCGGCUUGUUGUGUCUUCCUCGUCACCUAUUAAAGGGCGGGCGGGAGGGGCGGACGGACGGACGGAUGGAUGGAUGGAUGGGCGAGAGGAGGGGAGAGGGGGGAUGGGUGGGUGGGCAGAGAGGUAGGGGUAGGGUACGCGAGUCAGUCAGUCAGCCACUCACUGUUUGUGUGGUUGCUGUUUUCUACGGCCGGCUAUCUAUCGGGUCGUCUCUCUUUGUCUUUGCAGACAGAAGGCAUUUAUGUGUCUGUCGCGAGGCGAGGCACCUACCCUACACACCUAAAUGCACACACGAUAUUCACACACAUGUGCGCACCGCACCUGCCUGCCUGCCUGCCUGUUUUCUGGCUCUUUUGCAUGUGAGUCCCUCAGCCAGCCAGGCAGGCAGCCAGGGGUGGAGGGAGGGAGGGAGGGAUUCAGCCAGCGAGGAGUGUACCCGCCCCGCCGGCGAUGUAUUCCCUCCCUCCCUCAUUCACUCAUCCACUCAUCCACUCCCCACGUAUCUAUGUGCGGCUGCCAGCCAGGCAGCUUUGAUGAUGUGCGUACCUGCGUAUCAUUUGGGGCCUUUAUAGUCCUUCAGUGCUGCAAAUGCAUCCAUUCGUGAUAUGCCAUGCCAUGCGGUCAACACUCACGUGCGGGUGGGAUGGGUCAAGCGGGGUAUAUGACAGGUGGGGGAGUGUGUGGAGUGGAGGGCGUUAUUUGCCGUCAUUUGAGCAUGCACAGCAGGGACGGACGGACGCCAUCCAUUUUUCUCUCUGUGCAGUGAGUGAGUGCAUGGCCACAAACGAGAGAGCAGGGGGGGACAAGGCAGACUGUGAGGGAUGAUGCGUGUGCUGUCUGUCGAUGACACUGUCUGUGGUGACACUUUGGCCUCUUUUGUGUCGUUUUUAUCGUGCGUGUACAGUGAUCGAUCGAUCAGUCGGUGGGGUUGUUCGCCUGCCCGGCCUGCCUCUCCUUCCCCCUCCCCCUCCCCCUCCCCCUUGUAUGUGGCUGCAAGAGAUCGAUCACUUGAGUGUGCGUCUGUACGUAUGUGGUGGUGUGUUGCCCUUUCAUCCGGUGGCUUGGUGAGGGAGUCAGUCAGUGUAAGCUUUAUAAACAAUCCUGGCCUGCCUGCCUGGUUUGUGUCGUCAGUCUCUGUCUGUCUGUCUGUCUGUCUGUCUUUGUCUGCCUGGGUGCCUGGUGUCUGUCGGUGGUUAAGGCAAGGAGUGCCUGUGCGGUGCGUGUGGUGCGCUCCAAAGGAACCGAUUGCUGCAUUCGUGCAGGUGUGCAUGCCGUGCCGUGUGCCUGUCUCGUCUGCGUGGGACCGACAAGUUGAGCAGUGAGUGAGAUGUGUCGACUGGCACGGAUUUUCACUGCUCACUACAGCCAUGCGAACCGAU